AUGUCUGCUUCCACAUGGCAGUCCAAUCGUGAUAUUUCCGCUGGCUUCAUCCAAUCCGUCGCCUCUCGUCUAGGCUUCCCGCAGCGCACCAUCGCUACCGCACAGCAAAUCUACCAGCGCUUCCACCUCUUCUACCCACCCUCGGAUUUCGUGCUCCACGAAAUCUCCGUCGCGGCUCUCUUUGUCGCUGCCAAGCUCAACGACACCCACAAGAAGCCGAGAGAUCUACUCCUGGCGAGCUACGCACUUCGCUUCCCGCAACUCGUCAAAGGCGGUGGCAUCUCUUCGACUUCCGAUGCUACACUUGCGACCACCUCCACAGCAGCCACAGACGAGCCAAACUUCCCCACUCUGGCAGGUCAAAAACGCAAACAUGCAGUCACUGCCACCGCCGAAACAUCAUCCUCACCUCGUCCGCUAGCCAUGGCCAUCGGAAGCGUCGGAGAAGCCGACGUCGAUCCCAACAUCAUCGAGACCGACCGCAAACGUCUUUUGGCGCUCGAAAAGCUCAUACUCGAGAGCCUCUGUUUCAACUUCCACAGCAACGCGAAUGUGGCGCUCAAGAUGGUGAUCAAGUUGGGAAGGAGGUGCGGGAUGUCCAAGUCGUUUAUUCGGACGGCGUGGAAAGUGGCUGCGGAUAUGUUUCGCACUUCGGCGCCGAUGCAGUAUCCGCCGAAUGUGAUUGCUGUCGCUGCCAUGUACGCUGCUGCGCUGUUGGCGAGACCUCCGUCUAGGACGACGGCUACGGCAGGGCAGGAACGGACGCACGAGGACGAUGCUGUCGUCGUGUUUUUGAGUAGCAUCAAGGCGGUCUCUGCGACACCGGCACCGGUAUCGUCCGAUUCGAUGUUGCCAAGCGGGUCAUCGACCGUACCGCUGUCGGAACCAUUUCCGGGCUGCGAUGCGGAAUGUCACGUUCACGUGGAAGACGUCGAAGAAGCGGUCCACGAACUCCUCGAUCUCUACCUUGCAUGUACAGCGCAACUUCCACCUUCUCUGUACAUGUCCUCCUCCACUGCCACAACAGGACUUGGCUCGAGCACCUCGGCUGCCACCCCAUCCCCCCUCUCGCCCGCAGAUCCACUCGACGCCUACGCCGCAUCCCCGUCCUCAUCCAGCGGUCUCAGCGACCCCUCGCAACCAGCAAGCGCCCGCAAAAAGCUCAAACAGUACGAAUAUUCCCCGCCGCCAUUCGCCCUCGUCGACUGGCUCAAUUCCUCCCGCUGCGUUCAACUCCAACAUCAAACCAGCGCUUCCAAACUCGAUCCGACAGCACCCACAAAGGAACUCUCUUCGCUUCUCACCGAUAUCAAAAUCUACCUCAGAGGCAUCGAGUACGAUCGACAGAAGGCAGACGAUUCGUACCUCGCUGAGCGUAAUAUCUUGGCCGAAGCUAAUGUGGUUCCUUUGCCGGGAUGUGAUCCAACUACACCGGGAGGAGUGGGUCAAUUGAUGGCGGCGUAUUCGGUGACGAUUGAUCUGAAACCAUUGGAUUUGGACGGAGGGAAGAGUAGCGAUGAGGUGUUGGCGGGUUUCGGAGGCGGGAGUGAGAGGGCUGUGGUGGAGAGGAUCAGGAGGAGGAAAUUGGUAGCUGCGUUGAGGUUGACUUUUGUAGAACCGCGGGUGGAGAAGACCUCGGAUGUGGGGAUGGCGGCGGUGAGGAAGAGGGAUGAGCAGAAGCAAGAGGUGCCGAAACAGCAGAAGGGGACGGGGGAGGUGGAUAAGUUGCAGGUCGUCAGCAGCGAUGCUGCUCCGGCGAAACGGAAUCGCAUCGAACAGGCGAAACGUUACCUCUUCUAG
Molecule: messenger RNA, 1800 nt
Organism: Pseudozyma hubeiensis SY62
Lineage: Eukaryota; Fungi; Basidiomycota; Ustilaginomycetes; Ustilaginales; Ustilaginaceae
Exons: 1
Coding region: 1-1800 (599 amino acids)
Biological process (GO): regulation of transcription by RNA polymerase II
Cellular component (GO): nucleus
Molecular function (GO): cyclin-dependent protein serine/threonine kinase regulator activity
Source: RefSeq, a predicted model, not a curated record